Naegleria gruberi is the source of this 2052-nucleotide messenger RNA. RefSeq lists its product as uncharacterized. The record is from RefSeq and is a predicted model, not a curated record. NCBI's taxonomy places the organism in Eukaryota, Heterolobosea, Eutetramitea, Acrasida, Naegleriidae. Bases 129 to 1928 code for a protein of 599 amino acids. The transcript has a single exon.
CUACCCAACAACACCAAAUACCACUUCCACCACAAUAUCCUCUCUCUCACUAUUAAAUAACCAAACCAAAAGAGAGUAUUUUCAUCACCCAAAUCUACAAUUCAAACUGGAUCACUCUGUAUACCAUCAUGUCCACUCCAACCAUUGUCAGAAAGGUGAGCAAUGUAACAACAACAGGAGGCAACAACAACUCUGUCGACUCUCCAACUGUUGGAGGCAACAACUCGACUGCCUCACCUCCAAUCCGUCCUUCUCGUGUUGUUCGUGUGCUCUCAUCAAAAUCUGCUUCCACUACCACCACCAACAACAAUAACUCAACAACGCACAACGGCACCACUUUUGAUAACAACAACGCAUCUUCUACCUCUACAGUAGAUCAACAACAAACAUCAUCAUCGACAGAAAGCAAUAAUACACCCGAUGUCUCCUCAUCAACGGAGAGUGCCAAUUCGACAACCUCCACCACCAAUGGAACAACAACAACAGGAGCCAAGAAGGUAGUUGUGAGGAGAGUGAUUGUGAAACGUCCUGUUGGCGAGGCUGCUGUACCUGUAUCAACUCCUUCCAAUGAUAAUAAUAAUAAUACUACUACUGCACCAGAUGAAAAUAAUUCUACUACUAUUAAUAACAAUAAUAUAUCGAGUAAUAAUAAUAAUAAUAACACAAAUGGAGCUUCAACAACAUCAAGCAAUGAAGUGAAUAAUAAUAAUACUACGACUACUACCACUACUACCACAAGUACUACUGCUACUAACACUCCAACUACUCCAAGAACUAAUGUUGCAGAUAGAUGGUUACAGAGGAAUACGACAACAACAACAACAGCUACUACUCCAACAACCACUGAAGCACCAACUACUCCAAAACGUAGAGUUAGAAGUAUUAAUAAGCCAGAGGAAAAGACUAGUGAUGCAAUUACUACUACUAACACUUCAACAACCACUUCAACCUCAUCAGCAGUCACCACCAAUGGUACAACAACAACAACAACACCAGAGAAUAAGAAUAUCAAUUCAACAAACUCUGAAUUCGGUUCAAAACUUGUUACGGCUGCCAAAAGUCAUAGUACUAUUGUAAACACAGGAACUACUGCAACAACUGGUUCUCCACAUCAAGCUUCUAAGAGUAUGAACGAUAUUCCAGAACAAAAGGGUGUUAAGAGUGUUGUUAAAGAUUUGGGCAACAGAUUGAAAUUACUCACACCCGAACAAUUAAUGAUGGAUAAAAAGAUGGAUAGAGGAUCUGAUGUUAUUAGACCACUUCGUCCAUUGGAAAUCGCCACUUGGUAUGGAGGUAGCGUUUCUGUUGCAACUGAGGAUCCAAUGUUUGAUAAUUCUUCUAUUGAUGAUCUCAAAAAGGAAGGGCCAGAUAUUUACUAUACCAACUUUUUAUUCAAUCCAUUGUUUGAUGAACAAAGUGCUUGUGAUACACCUAUUAUUACCAUGAGUGCACAAGAAGUUUUACAAUAUAACUUUGUUGUGGAAUCAAUGAAAAAGAAGAAGCCUGAUUUAUUAACAUGGGAUCCUAUUGCUUUCGAGGAAGAGAUGAGAAAUGCCAGCUCAUUAUCAUCGCUCUCACUUAAAAAUAUUUCAUCAGGUCAAACACAUACAGAUAGUGUCACAUCAACUGAAGAUGUUUUGUCUAGAGAAGAUAUUGGAUAUCCAAUUAACAAAUGUUCAAAGAACUGGAAGUAUCAAUUAAAGAAGAAGAGAGAAAAUUCCAAAACCAAUUUCAAUUCAACCGAUGGAAUGUUUACACCUAGAGCUAGCAUACAAUUACAAUCCAGUUCACCAUCUUCUCCUGCCACAUCAAAUUCAGCCGCUGUAAAUCCACUUUUUGACCACUUGUACUAUAUGCCAUGUUGGAAACAUCAAAUCCAACUUGAUCAAAUUAUAAAGAGAGGUGGGGAACAAAGGAAAGUUCAGUAAUAGUUAUCAGAGUUUUGGAUAAUGUUGCUUGUUCAUCAAAACAAUUUAUCCAUUUGUAACACACUGAUCAGAAAUACGGAACUACUUCCCUGUCAAUUAUCAAUAAAAUUUUUCUUGUUUUAAU